UUUUGUUGGAGAUAAAAUUUAUUUAUUUAUUUUUGAAUCAAGUAGAAAAGAUUUUGGCAUAUCAAAUCUUGCAUUACUUUUCCUAAUACGAAAAAACAAUCCAUUCCAUUAUAAAUUAUGAUUCGUAUUUCUAAAAUUGAUCCGAUAUUUUGCAGGCACGCCCAGCGAUAGUCGGGAUCGGAACAUCUAAUUCUCUGCACUUCUGAACAUCCGCUUCGAAAGUCCAUCGCUUCAAUACUCUUCCACUGCAACUCAUACUUCGCCACGCUGCUUCCACCACCACUUUCUCAAUAGUCAUGCCACCAGAGCUCCCUGGUUAUUACUAUGAUGUCCAGAAGAACAGGUAUUUCCCUCUCAAAGGCCCAAUUCCUGGUUCUUCUCGCACUUCCUCCUCCUCUUCUUCAGCCCCUCAUCACAAACGAGCUUCUAAGCCCACCCCGAUAGUCGAUUCAUGUUCGAAGGCAGAUUUAAGAGCCGUGAAGCUGAUUCAAGCCAGGGAGUUGUAUGGUGAUGUUAUUGCUUCCAGUAAAGGAAAGUGGAACUUCAAGGAAAAAUUCCAAAAUUUACUGGCAUCCAAACCUGUGGUUUGGAAGUACCGAGGAACUGAUAGAAUGGGGGAUAGUGCUUUGCAAGAAAUACCUAUUAAUGUGCACACCCUGGAGGGUCAAAUGGAAUCUACUGUUCUAUUGACGGGCAAUAUAAGUGGCUCCUUGAGCUUUUUUGGAGUUGGAGAGGGUGAUCAACAUAUUGAGCGUGGAGUAAACUGUUGUCCAGAACUUGUUUGGCCAUUGGCUGGAGAAAACCAAAUGGUUAGAGAAGUUCCUGGAGAUAUUUGGCAACUUUCUGGUGCUUCAUUGCAAAUGUCAUCGAACAUAUCUAGUAUAAAGUUGUUUAAGAAGCGCUUUCCUUUGGUCCAUGAUGAUGUUUCUGAUAUCCAACAUGCACUAAUAAGUACAUUGGGAUCUGAUUCAUCUGGUGGAUCGGUUUAUGUUCUUAAUCUUGUUGAACCGUUGGAUUUUAAUCGAAGCAUUCCUGUCAUUAGACGAAGGAUACACGAGGUUGCUUCUUUCAAUUGUUCCAUCUGGACGGCUGAUUGUGAAUCCAGUGGAGGUAGAGCUGUGAUCGGUACGAACAUGGGAGCUGCUUCAGUUGAUAUGGAAACCAGCAGGAUAUCAUGGAUCUUACAUGGUAAAAGCGACAUUUUUGCGCUACAACUCAUUCAUUCGGAAAAUGUUGUUCUGUGUGGACUUAGAAAUGGCAUGAUUGUGACAAUUGAUACUCGUGAAAGACAGGGAGUAUGUAAAAGACUUGUGAGGCAUAGAAUUCCUUACUUACCCGUAGAUAGAGACUCCAGAACGUCUUCUCAGCAAUGGUAUAAGCUCACUGGGAACAUUUAUCCUUCUUGUACGGUUAAAAUGCCUUCUUCCAUAUCGAGCUUGGUGUCGCUUCAGUUUGAUGACCGAUAUUUUCUGUCAAGCUCCAUGGAUGGAUCGGUAAGACUUUAUGAUCAUCGCCUUAUCCAGAGAGGUGCUGUACAAACCUAUGAUGGGCACGCAAAUUCACAUACUCGUAUACAGCUUGGAGUUGAUCCCACUGAGACGUUUGUUGCAUCUGGUGGAGAAGACUGCAACUUUCGUCUAUGGAAUAUCAAGUCUGGUAAACUUAUCUUUGAGGAUAAGUUUGUUGAUGCUGUCCCCUCAACCAUAUGCUGGCGAAGGGCUGGAAGAGUUCCGAGAGAGCAGAAUGGAUACCUAGGCUGUGGAGAUCAUAGUUCGGGAGCAUGGCUUGGAUCACAAGGAGGACUUCAUUAUGUGAGCUUUCCAAGGUCAUAAGUGAACUUGCACGAGGAUUUCUGGCCAGCUUUUCAAAAUCAUCAUAAUUUCACCUUCAACCAAGUUUUUCUUUUACUUAUAUAUGCUUCACUCAGGAAUGAAAGUUACUCAGCGGAUAGGUCAUCAGCAGCUUUUUUAUUAUUGUUUUUAUUUCUUAUUGCAAGGCCAUCAGCAAUUCAGUUGUUAAUUUACCUUUUCUUCCAAGGCAUUGUAAAUUUUUUGGCAGAAUCAUGUUGGGAUUCAUAGGUUGUAAAUGGAUACAUACAUAUCAAAUUACAUUUUUGCAUUG
Messenger RNA from Cucurbita maxima (winter squash), 2121 nucleotides. RefSeq lists its product as uncharacterized. Gene Ontology annotation, molecular function: protein binding. Lineage: Eukaryota; Viridiplantae; Streptophyta; Magnoliopsida; Cucurbitales; Cucurbitaceae. The record is from RefSeq and is a predicted model, not a curated record. The coding region runs from base 297 to 1832 and encodes 511 amino acids. The transcript has 13 exons.